Molecule: messenger RNA, 1995 nt
Organism: Iphiclides podalirius (scarce swallowtail)
Lineage: Eukaryota; Metazoa; Arthropoda; Insecta; Lepidoptera; Papilionidae
Source: the annotation of a GenBank genome assembly
AUGUGGCCGCAAUCGCAAUACUCCCACACUAACACUCACUAUCAGAACAAUGCAACAAAAACAAAUGAACACCAAAACCAGCAGAAUUUAAAGACACUGGGAAUGACAUCCGCUAUCUCUAUGGCAGGUCCCAAACCAAUUGAUAUAGAAAAAACAAAUGAGUUGAAAGAAUCACUUGUGCCAUUUGGUGUAUUUGAAUCGGAAGCUGAAAUGCACCAUCGCAUGGAGGUUUUGGGUUCAUUGCACCGUCUUGUAAGACAAUGGAUAAGAGAUGAGUCUCUUAGAAAAAAUAUGCCGCUGAGUGUGGCAGAGACAGUUGGAGGGAAUAUUUAUACAUUUGGAUCUUACCGCCUCGGGGUACACCACAGAGGAGCUGACAUUGAUGCAUUAUGUGUGGCCCCAAGGCACAUUGACAGGACUGACUAUUUUCAGUCCUUCUAUGAAUUGUUAAAAACUCAACCACAGGUCAAAGACUUGAGAGCAGUGGAGGACGCCUUUGUGCCAGUCAUAAAGAUGAAUUUUGACGGAAUAGAAAUUGAUUUGCUGUUUGCUAGAUUGGCAUUGAAGGAGAUACCAGACUCUUUCGAUUUGCGCGACGAUAUGCUGUUGAAAAAUCUGGACCAGAAGUGCGUCCGUUCUCUAAAUGGUUGCCGAGUGACGGAUGAGAUAUUACGCCUCGUUCCCAACAUCAACAAUUUCCGGUUGACGCUGCGAGCAAUAAAGCUCUGGGCGAAGAGGCAUGGGAUCUAUUCAAACACGCUGGGCUAUCUGGGCGGAGUGUCCUGGGCGAUGCUGGUUGCCCGCACCUGCCAGCUGUACCCCAACGCGCUGCCGGCCACGUUGGUGCACAAGUUCUUCCUGGUCUUCAGCCAGUGGAAGUGGCCCCAGCCGGUGCUGCUGAAGCAGCCGGAUACAGUGAACCUGGGUUUCCCCGUCUGGGAUCCGAGGGUGAACGUUUCGGACCGGUUCCACUUGAUGCCGAUCAUCACGCCCGCCUACCCGCAGCAGAAUUCCACGUUCAACGUGUCGGCGUCAACGCGCACCGUCAUCAUGGAGGAGUUCCGUCUCGGUCUGGCGAUAACUGAUGAAAUAAUGCUGGGAAAGUGCACCUGGGAGCGUCUAUUCGAGGCGCCGAAUUUCUUCUCGCGCUACAAGCACUUCAUUGUGCUGCUGGCAUCGUCAGCCAGCCCAGUAGACCAGCUGCAGUGGUGCGGUCUCAUCGAGAGCAGAAUCCGACAUCUCAUCACUACAUUGGAGAGGAACCAGCACAUCACUAUAGCGCACGUGAAUCCCGAGUGUUACAACUCGGUGCCCCUCAACACCAACAACGGGCAGCCUUUAGCAAUGCCACCCGGCGCUUUACUACCCACCGAUCCGGCCCCCGAGAUCAAAAAGAAUGAAUUGUCGGGCCUCGUCGUGUUGCAGGGCGAGGUGAUCGCGAACCACUGCUCCAUGUGGUUCAUCGGGCUGGUCUUCGAGAAGACCAACGUGAACGUGGACCUGACCUACGACAUCUCCUCCUUCACCAAGGCGGUCCACUACCAGGCGGAGAACACCAGUAUGCUCCGAGAGGGGAUGUCCAUCGAGGCCCGCCACGUCCGCCGCAAGCAGCUGCACCAGUAUCUGUCGCCGUCGCUGCUGAAGCGCGAGCGGACGGUUUCGGGGGCGAAGCGCCGCCCCGCCGAGCCUGCGCCCCCGGGCGCUGCGCCCUCCAAGCGCUUGAGGAAGAUCUCCGACAGCAGCGCGGACGAAGUGAGCGUGUUGUCAUACAACGAGGACUCCAACUCGUCGAACAUGUACGAAGUAAACCUCCAGAAUGGAGUUGCUCCAGCACAGCAGACCGCUGAGCCAUCAGAACAGGCCAGGAACAAGACGGACAAGCCCAUCCAGCCCACAGAGCACCCCUCCACGUCGAACAGUAUAGCCUUUGUGGAGUGCUCUGUGGAUUUUUGUAUUGGUCGUCAACGGAUGGACGAAAUGCGAUCGCAAAAUAUA